AUGGAAGAAAAUAAUCAGACCGCAGUGCCCGAGUUUCUCUUCCUUGGCAUCACAGAUAACCUCCAUCAGAAGAUUAUCCUCUUCACCAUCUUUCUCUUUGUUUAUCUUGUCACCCUGGGGGGUAACCUGGGCAUGAUCACUCUCAUAUGGGACCCCAGGCUACACACAUCUAUGUACUCUUUUCUGAGCCUCUUGUCCUUUGUAGAUGUGUUCUCCUCUUCUUCCACAGCCCUGAAGAUGCAGUGUGACAUCUUUGCAGAGAACAAAGCCAUCUCUUUUGUGGGCUGUGCUGCACAGAUGUGGUUCUUUGGUCUCUUUGUGACAACUAAUUAUUUCAUCCUCUCUGUCAUGGUGUAUGAUCGAUACACAGCCAUCUGUAAGCCCUUGCUGUAUAUACUCAUUAUGUCCCAGAGGGUAUGUGUGCAGUUUGUCAUAGGACCUUAUGUCCUAGCUGCUAUAUACAUCACAACUCAUACAACAUCGACAUUUUGCUUACCAUUCUGUGCUCCAAAUACCAUCAAUCAUUUCUUCUGUCAUGUUUCCCCUCUGCUUUCCUUAGCAUGUGCUGAUACGUGGAUUAAUAACAGGGUUUCUCUGUGGUCCUACUUCAUCCAUGACAAUAAGUCAAGACUGACCUGUAAGGUUCAGGUACCAUGGAAAGCAGAAAAGGAAUUGCUGACCUGA
Messenger RNA from Myodes glareolus (Bank vole), 684 nucleotides. Lineage: Eukaryota; Metazoa; Chordata; Mammalia; Rodentia; Cricetidae. The record is from RefSeq and is a predicted model, not a curated record.